This is a messenger RNA of Scheffersomyces stipitis CBS 6054, 2076 nucleotides long. RefSeq lists its product as uncharacterized. Lineage: Eukaryota; Fungi; Ascomycota; Pichiomycetes; Serinales; Debaryomycetaceae. The record is from RefSeq and is a predicted model, not a curated record. The transcript has a single exon. Gene Ontology annotation, molecular function: protein heterodimerization activity; histone binding. Gene Ontology annotation, cellular component: nucleus. Bases 1 to 2076 code for a protein of 691 amino acids.
AUGGCAGAUGCUUCAGAUUCAACUUCGGAUCUGAGCCCAGCUUCCAGCUUUUCACUUUCUGAGAUCUUUCCUGAGACUCGCUAUGAACCACAGAAAAUAGAGCCUCUGAUCGCACUUGAGUCUGAGUCUGAGUCUGGUCUGUCAGACCAGGAAAGACUGCUUGGCAGUCUACAUAGUGAUGGCAGAGUCUAUCGUGACGAAACGGAAUUCCAAGAAGAACUUCAUAGAUUAAAAACAAAGAGCUCACAAAAGUUCAGAACUAAAUGGGAAGAAAUACUUGCUAAGUAUUCGUCUAUAGACGAUGAAAAGGAAAGCGACGAGAUAGACCUAGCCACGGGAAAAAUCGUGGUAGACAAUGGCCAUUUGAGGUCGUUACAUGAUGGAAAUGGACGAAUGGGAAACGUCAAUAUUGACGGUAAUAUCUGGGCCAUGUCAUACGAUAUCGAUAAGGAUUUCUCACGAAUGAGGAAACGAGAAGUUACAAAAAAGGAAAGGAAAAGAGAAUUGAAACUUAGACUCAAACAACAAAAUUUGUUUCAUAUACAUAGUAACAGCGAUUACAACUACGAUAAUGGCUCAAACCGCCUCAAGCGAGCACCGUUAGAAGAUAAUCUUCUCCAAUUGAAUCCUUCGCCUACAAAAAAAUCUAAGUCAAAACCAGUCAUUGGGUCAAGACUGUCAAGUCCAGUUAGAAGCGAAUAUGAUUCACCUACAAAGAAAAGAAUACCGUCACAUAGUAUACAUCUAGACUCUUCAUCUCCCAAACCAGAAGCAAUUAAGCGUGGUUCGUACUUUGAAUUAUCGCCAACUAGGCAAGACGCCAGGAAAUUGGUUAGUUCUUCACGUACAGCUUCCGUAGAGACAGAACUUUCAUUUGUCCAAUCUGACGACGAUCUCGAGAGUGAAACGUCUCAAACGUCACAAGUAGAAUCACUGGAAAAUGACCUUCUUAUGAAUGAAUUUGAUACUGAUCCAAACCAGCACAAAUUGUCAUAUAAUUGUAAGACUCGUUCAGACUCACAACAAGAUAAAGAAGAAAGCUCAGACUCAGACAGUUUUGAUGAUGAGUAUCUGAUAAUCAGCGAGCCUUACUUUCUUAAACAGCGUGGCGAACAGGGUACUAUUUACGAGUGUGCUUUUUUCGGUUGCUCAUAUUGUACAGGGAACAAACUCCUAUAUCAGAGUCAUCUACUAUUGAAACAUUCACUAGAAUUGUAUCUGCUAGGAUACCCUGUAGAAUCACGAGAAGAGAAUAACAGUGGUUUGACAAUUUCAACUGAUGAACGUGACAAGGUCUUAAAGCAUUUUCCUAUUACGUAUGCUAUUCCUCCUCUUCCAAGUUCCAGUAAUGGCCAAGUCUUUGAUUGUUCAAGACUUGACUGUGGCAGGAAAUGCCAGCGUUUCUUUCUUACAGAGGAGGACCUAUCAGAGCAUGAAAAUGCUGAAACUAGUCAAUGCUCAUGGCGGACACAAGUACUAUUGUGCCCUCUAUUGGGCUGUGGGUAUAUAACAGAAGGUGGAUAUUUGGAAUGGAGAGCACACUUUAUUAAACAGGGACAUCACAUCGAACCAGAAACAGGAUUUAAGUUCACUGAACAUAGAAAUGAUGCAGAGGCGAAAGCAAGUAACCAUAUUAAACGAGAGCAUUAUGAUACGAAUUCACUUGACAAAGGUUUGAUAUUCAGUGAUGAUAUUAACGUACUAUUCAGCGAUAAUGAUGACUUUGAUAGUCCAGCAGAUGAUGAAAAUACGGAUGUCGAAGAAGAUGGUAUUGAAGAAACGGGCGAUGAAGAAACGGGCGAUGAAGAAACGGGCGAUGAAGAAGCAAGCGAUGAAGAAGCAAGUGAUAAAGAAGUAGGCAACGAUGAAACAGGCAACGAAGAAACAGACGAUGACAAAAUCAAAGAGCUUAAUCAUGUACAUAAUGAAACUCUCUACUCAUUGCCAGUGAAACAGACAAGACAAGUCACCAUCACUCAAACACCCAAGUUUGACCAUUCAUUGGAAGUAUCAGACUUGGCUCCAGAGGUUAGUUUUGAAGGGUAUGAAUCCAUAGAAGAAUUGUUUUCAAACUAG